Corticium candelabrum is the source of this 1138-nucleotide messenger RNA. RefSeq lists its product as uncharacterized. The transcript has 6 exons. Bases 64 to 1008 code for a protein of 314 amino acids. NCBI's taxonomy places the organism in Eukaryota, Metazoa, Porifera, Homoscleromorpha, Homosclerophorida, Plakinidae. The record is from RefSeq and is a predicted model, not a curated record.
UGGCCUACACACCCAGUCCUCCCACGCAGACAGCGAAUACCACCACUCGAAGUCAUCACACUGAUGCAGAAGCGAUGCAAGACACUCGACGGAUGGAAGAGAAAGAAAGUCAGAGAGAACAAACUCGAUCAGCGACAAAAUUUCUAUUGGCUACUCCAGCCGUUGUCUGUAAACAAACGACAGAGAGGUGAAGAGGAGGACAAAGACGAAGGAGGAAGGAGAUGCCGAAGCAGCAGCAAAGUAAACGACGAGGUCGUUACAUCAAGUGAAACGUCAUCCGAAAAAGAUCUUUCUCCCCCAGGUAGCAGUCCACGUCAAUACAACACAAUGACAUUGUCGAGGAUCGACGUGUCGUCUCAUUUCUCAAGAAACGACGACGGAAGAAUUCGCGGAGGAUCUGCUACGCGUUUCAUUCGUGAUUUGUUACGUCACCGACUGACUUGUGUUAGACUGUCAAACGGAGACACAACACAAGAGAGAGUGAACAGACAGCGAGCCAAUUAUAGACUCAAGUUUUCCGAACGGCAAAAAUGUUAUUCAAAAGGUUCGAGCAAAUCUUGUUCAAGCGACCAGCAAAGGAAAGAUGUAUACGACUCUGAUUACGUCGAGACGACAACCACAAAGGGAAGUUCGGAUUCUAACAGUGGUAUUGAGCAUGCGCGAGAGUGGCUCUCUCUGGUGCGCACGGAACCGGUGACGUCAGACGCGAGCACUUCCGUCUCGAAGGCAUCGCCGUUUGCGAAGCAAACCUAUCACUGUCUGCAGAUAUCGAGUUUAAAGGGUCGUUCGGAAGUCUUCCAACUUGCUAGAAAGGAGAAGAUGAAGUGUCUAGAUGCUGACGAGUUUUUCAGAUGGGAGACACUCAAGAAAGUCGGAGUAUACGGGAUAGCAGGAGACCUCAAGUAUACAAUCAGACAAGAAAUAGCUCGACAAUUCUCAAGAUCUAGAGCUGACAUUGACCGCAAUACUCAACGAAAACCGGCACAGAAAAAGCAAACGAAAUACUAAACUUUUGAAAGAGCUAGGUAAAGAACAAUUUUUUAAAAUUUUAGUAGAUUACUGAUUUGAAUAACCAUUAUUGUUACUAAACACGUAGCAAAACUUUGAUUGUGUGCUAUAAUUAAUUAAUACUGUUCUA